CCGUUGCGCCCAUCUCUGAAGCGGAAGCGUGUGACGUCUGCGCCCGUAACCUGUACAAUGUCGGCACGCACCACCAGUCCCAAGCGUCCGAGGCGCGAUACUGAUACCGAAGUCCUGCCUACCCACAGCGUAUCUGCGGCCGGCGCGGCUUUAAAUACGAGCGCGCUCAUGCUCAAUGAGAGGAAUACCUUCAGUCCGCCUAGCAGCCAAGCCGGCACCAGAAGCCCUUGUUGA
Bipolaris zeicola 26-R-13 is the source of this 234-nucleotide messenger RNA. RefSeq lists its product as uncharacterized. Lineage: Eukaryota; Fungi; Ascomycota; Dothideomycetes; Pleosporales; Pleosporaceae. The annotation marks the transcript as partial. The record is from RefSeq and is a predicted model, not a curated record. The transcript has a single exon.